This is a messenger RNA of Cyanistes caeruleus (blue tit), 685 nucleotides long. NCBI's taxonomy places the organism in Eukaryota, Metazoa, Chordata, Aves, Passeriformes, Paridae. The record is from RefSeq and is a predicted model, not a curated record.
CCUUGGAAAACGAAGGGGGAGAACCAACCGUCUCCUAAUUUUAACCAGUACGUGAGGGACCAGGGGGCCAUGACGGACCAGCUGAGCCGCCGCCAGAUCCGCGAGUACCAACUCUACAGCCGGACCAGCGGCAAGCACGUCCAGGUCCGCGGAAAAAGGAUCACGGCCACCGCCGAGGACGGCAACAAAUUCGCCAAGCUGAUCGUGGAGACAGACACCUUCGGGAGCCGCGUGCGCAUCAAGGGCGCCGAGAGCGAGAAGUACAUCUGCAUGAGCAAGAGGGGGAAACUCAUCGGGAAGGUGAGUCCUGGACACCCCAAAUCCCCGGGGAGCGGCUGGGGGGUCCCGGCUGGGCUGAUCCCCCCACCCUCGGGGGCUCUGGGGGCUCCCUGGAGGCUGCUGGGGAGGAUCUGGGGAGCUGCUCCCAAUGUCUGGGGCUUGAAUCCAUAGGGAAUGGGGUGAGGAUGGAUUUGGGGUGAUCAAGGUGGGGUUUAAGGUGAUCAGGUUGGGUCUUGGGGUGAUCAGGGCAGGUUUUGGGGUGAUCAUGGCAGGUUUUGGGGUGAUCAGGGUGGUUUUGGGAGGUGGCAGGGGCAGGCUGGGCUGUUCCAGAGAUGGUGACAAAGGUGACCCAGGGAGUGGCAGGAACGGGAUGGAGGUGACACAGGACAGGGGCUGGGGUGACACA